Fusarium sp. VM40 is the source of this 900-nucleotide messenger RNA. The record is from the annotation of a GenBank genome assembly. Lineage: Eukaryota; Fungi; Ascomycota; Sordariomycetes; Hypocreales; Nectriaceae.
AUGUCUGCCUCCAACUCUAACGCUUCUGGUUUUCCUUAUCAUGGAAUGAACUCGUAUGGUCUGCCAAACCCACCUCACUCUACUGAACUCAACAUGGCCGGUCAUCACGGUUCUGCUCCCAUCGAUGGCUACCAUUCUUCUCUCGACAAUGCUCAUCUUCGUAUGAACGGAAACCAUGGCCUUACGAACUAUAACCCCUCUUCUGCCAUCGAUGCUACUACCGAUGCUGCUAUCGAUGAUUCCGAUAAAAGCAUGGAUGAUUACGAUGAAAGCAUGGAUGAUUCCGAUUCCCAACCCUCUAUGUUCCCGCAGCGACCCACCGCUAUGAACGAGGAUACCUUUACAUGCCCGGAGAUCCUCGACUCUGUACUUGCAAACCGAGAUGGGAAGUAUACUCUUGAUCGACAGCUUGUGAUCGCAGAAAUCUUGAUCCUCGUGAAGGAGAACCCGGACUUGCCCUUCCCGGAGUUUCUUCUGGAUGCCCCCGAUCACAACGACAAGGAGGCCCGAGACACCUAUCUGCUUAUUGCGAGGUGGUUCAAGCUUGAUUACAAGCAGAUUAAGAAGCUUGGAGAGUUUCCGGUCGCAGAGGCCACCCUCCGGGGUCGCCACCGGGUCUUCACCCGUCCCGCUGAGGCCCGCCCCCGCAAGCCUGUCGCGUGGACCGAGGAGCAGACCAGGGCCAUGCAUCUGGCCAAAGCCCAGGUCGAGGCAUAUAUCGACAGCAUGAAGGCGGCCAAGCGGGCUGGUCACCAGGUGGGGCCUAUCCCGACCUUUACCUGGCAGCGGGUUGGGGAUUGCAUGCGGGAGAUGGGGGUGAGCCACCGCUUCAACGGUGGUGUGAUUGCCAACCAGUACCGGGGCGGUAGGGGAAAGAAGGGCAAGAAGGGCGCCCAGUAG